Aricia agestis (brown argus) is the source of this 1466-nucleotide messenger RNA. RefSeq names its product nuclear migration protein nudC (gene nudC). The record is from RefSeq and is a predicted model, not a curated record. Gene Ontology annotation, biological process: protein folding. NCBI's taxonomy places the organism in Eukaryota, Metazoa, Arthropoda, Insecta, Lepidoptera, Lycaenidae. Gene Ontology annotation, cellular component: cytoplasm. The coding region runs from base 169 to 1143 and encodes 324 amino acids. The transcript has 8 exons.
GCACACAAAAAUUAAAUUUUCAAUUUCACAUCAUUGAGAUUACCGGUUAUUUGCUUUGUUUCAGCACAAGGCAUUGCUCAGUGACUUAAAUAACUAUUAGUAAAGUGUAAUUUGCAACAAAAGAGUGUAGUUUUAUAAGAGUUUGCUGUAAAUACUACAGUUAGGAAAAUGUCUCAAGAUCCAGAAAGAUUUGAUUCUAUGUUGCUAGCAAUGGCCCAACAACACGAAGGAGGUGUAAAAGAGCUCCUUGGAACUAUUGUGAGCUUUUUGGCUAGAAAAACAGACUUCUUUACUGGUGGCAAAGAAGGAGAAUGGGAAAAGGUUGUGAAAGACACAUUCUAUACUCACGCCAAGAAAGCUAAAGACGAAGCAGAUAAAAUAAAGAAAGAAAAAUUAGAAGCCGAAAAGAGAUUAAAGGAAAUACAACAAAAGAAGGAACAAGAACGCUUGGCAAAAGACUUUGAGCCUGCUUCUGUGACUGAACUUACUGAGCAGGAAGCGGAAGAAUUACAGGAAACCAUUGAGAAGGAGAAGAAGAAAGAGCCUGAAAGUGGUAGUGGCGAAGCUUCUGGAAAUGAGGAAGAAAAAACACCUGAAGAGGAAGAUGAUCCAGAGGAGAAAGGAAAGAUAAAGCCAAAUGCUGGAAAUGGUUGUGACCUUGAACACUACAGGUGGACACAGACUCUUGAAGAAGUUGAGUUGCGUGUACCCCUACGUCAGACGCUGCGCCCGCGUGACCUUACGAUAAUCAUCAACAAGCGACACCUCAAAGUCGGCAUCAAAGGUCAACCUUUCAUCAUCGAUGGGGAACUGGACGCCGAUGUCAAGAUUGAGGAGUCCACGUGGGUGCUGCAAGAUGGAAGGAAUAUACUCAUCAACUUGGAGAAGGUGAACCAAAUGAACUGGUGGAGCAGAUUGGUAACGACAGAUCCACAGAUCUCCACAAAGAAAAUAAAUCCAGAACCUUCUAAACUGUCAGACUUGGACGGCGAAACACGCGGACUUGUAGAGAAGAUGAUGUACGACCAGAGGCAGAAAGAAAUGGGACUCCCCACCAGCGAUGAACAGAAGAAACAAGAUGUAUUGAAGAAGUUUAUGGAACAACAUCCCGAAAUGGAUUUCUCGAAAUGCAAAUUCAACUGAACAGUUCUAACAGCCAUGCGGAUUGCACUUAUUAUUGAGGAGGAAAAAUACUAUGUAAUUUAAAGAUUAUUAAGCUGCUUUUGGAAAGAUAAAGUAAUUUACAUUCUCAUGUUUGAUAAGUAGGACGUUAAACUUAUUCUAACAUGAGUAAAUUUUUCUUGUCUAGCCGAAUAUGCUCUUAGUAAUUUUACACAUAACACAAACUAUUGAGUAAUGUUUUAAGAACUAAAGUGAUAACAACUAUAUUAGACUUGCAAUAUCUGUUUAGUAUAUUUGUAUUUCUAAUAACUAUAAAAUAUACAGCAAUAAAGUGUUUAAAAUUA